This is a messenger RNA of Bolinopsis microptera, 3294 nucleotides long. RefSeq lists its product as uncharacterized. Gene Ontology annotation, molecular function: endopeptidase activity; signaling receptor binding. The transcript is spliced from 7 exons. The record is from RefSeq and is a predicted model, not a curated record. NCBI's taxonomy places the organism in Eukaryota, Metazoa, Ctenophora, Tentaculata, Lobata, Bolinopsidae. The coding region runs from base 98 to 3046 and encodes 982 amino acids.
GUUAUUGGAAAUAGUUAACAUUUUGUUCUCACUUGCAACUGAUUUUUUCUCCUAAGUUAUAAUCAAAGAUAACAUUUUUGUAAUAUCUUUUCGAAGGAUGAGAGUAUUUAGGAGUAUUCUCUACCUGUUGUUUGUACACACGGUGUUUGCAAAACACUAUGACGACGGGAACCGUACACCAGAAAGUUAUGAUGAUUCAUGGAUGAACGAAAUACGGAAACCAAAGUCAGAUGAUAAAUCUAGAAAUGAACCUGAGGAAGGAACUGAGGGUGGCAGUGAGAUGCCAGAUAACCUGGAAAUGGAACGCACUCUAGUGUAUAUGCCGAUUAAAGUAUCAGAUGUGUGUGUUGAAGAAACGGAUGAGAAUGGAUCAAGGUACAGAGGAAACAUAUCUGUGACGGUAUCAGGACACACCUGCCAGAGAUGGGAUUCUCAUACACCUAAUUCUCACAGUAGAACUCAUGACAAUUACCCUCAUGCAGGACUGGAAGAGAACUAUUGCAGAAAUCCAGACAAUGAGGUAGCACCCUGGUGUUAUAAUGGUGAAGGAAGUGAUCCUCGAUGGGAGCUCUGUGAUAUACCUACAUGUGGGCUGUGUCCCUCAAGUCACCCAAAUGCCUACUUCAAUGGAAAAUACUGCUGUGCUUCUAAAAAAGAGAAAAUGUAUGCGCCACAAGGAGAAGAGUGUGAUGGAAGUCUAAUUAUAAGUUAUAGCAGUGAGUGCUGUGAAGAAGAUCAGUACAUAAUAUGCCCUUAUCUGAACUGCAAAUCUGAAGAAUUGAAAGCAGGCAAAGACGAUCUGAGCAAUAAAUGCCCUUUAACUCAUCCUAAUGUUUACUACAAUGGACAGUACUGCUGCGCUUCUAAUAGAGAGAAAUAUUAUGAACCUCAGGGAGGAAUGUGUGAUGGAAGUCUUAUAAGUUACAGUAGUAUGUGCUGUGAAGAGGAUCAGUACACCAGUUGUCCUCAAAAGCACUGUUUGCCAGUAAAUGCUGAGUCAGGAUCAGAUUUUGCAGAUGACAUGCUCGAGAAGCUAGAGAAGGAAAUCACAAAGAAGAUAAGAAAACUGAAACUUGGACAAAUUAAAAAAUAUUUACAAAGUGAUGAAUCCCUAAUAGUAUUCCAAUGGCAACUAUUGACAGACUUAAAAGAAAAGGGUCGCCCUGUAGACCUUGAAGAUGAGACAAUUUCCUGGAUUUUGAACGACCAUGAUGCACUCGAGACACUCCUCACUAGUGGGGAUGUUGAGGACAAUAAAUGGAAGGAAGCUGUUGAAAUUGUUGCAGAGAUAAUAAGGCAGGAUCAAAAUGCAAAACAGGGUCUGAAACUUCGGCUUGCCAUAGCAGUAGGUUUGACUUUCUCAACAGAUGUUUUCUCAAUGGCUCACGGGGGUUCCAUUGAUGGAAUAGCAAGGUAUCACAGUUAUGCUCAGUGGGCAGAUGAAAAACUUCUACUUGAACCAUUUUAUACUUUAAAUGCAUGGCAAAUGAGAUAUGUGGUAGGAUCAUGGGCAGAGGAUGAUGAACUGAUCUGGGCAAGAAACAACGCAUUGGAGGACUUCAGGGACCCAGACAAGAUAGGUUCUGUAACUCACAGCAUGGUAGAAUACAAUCUUUACAAUGAUGAUGGCAUCAGUGUACAAACUUCCGGCUACUACUAUGGGAAACCUGUCACUCUUGAGUGGAUACACACGAUUGGAGGAGUGUGUGGUGCAAUAUCAAAGUUUGGAGCUGGAAUGGCACAGGCAUUUGGCAUUCCUGGACUACCAGUUGGUCAGCCUGGACAUUGUGCAUUUAUUUGGCUAAAGAAUGGUACAAAUUGGUACCUUGGUAACGACAUAAGUGGUUGGGCAGAGAGCACAACCCAUUCUGGAAUACAAUAUUCAUGGAAAAGUCAGGCACCAUUCUUUCCUGUGAUGAAUGAAGCUCAACUGAAUCCUGAUGCAUAUCGUCUAUCUGAAAAGAUGAGAAUUAUAGCGGCAGCAUUUUCUGAUUCAAAAUACAGAUUCACAAUUCUUGAAGAUGCAACUACAAUCUGCCCUCAAAAUUAUGAUCUUUGGUAUGACAUGAGUGGUGCCUUAUCUGAAGGAACAGUUGAUAAGAAACUUUUGGAAAAUACACUGAGCCCUAUUUUGCUGGAGUAUGAAGAAAACAGCAGAGAGAUUAAGGAUGUCGCCAAAGGAAAAGAGGUCACUGCUAGUGAAUAUCAAAACCUUGCAUAUUAUGUGGCCAAGGAUGGAGGUGAAUGGUGUUCAGACAAUACAGUUGCUUGGGUGGAAAUAGAUCUAGGUGGUCCUUGCAGUAUAAAUGAAUUUCAGAUUCAUUGGUGGGGGACAUCCUACAGCAAUGAUUAUGACUUGCUAGCUGAAGUAGACGGAGAAUUUGUUCUGGUUAGGACUGAAGACGAUGAAAACAGAGAUGAAUCUUACUAUAAUCCUUGGGGAGUGCUUCAAGGUUGGGACAAGCUCACAUCAAAGGUACGAGUGGAUAUGAGGGAUGGCAAUAUUGACCCUUGGUACGGUAAGUAUUACUUUGGAAUUCGACAAAUGAUCAUCACAGGUGUCGAACAUGGAAAUAAAAAUGUUGUAUCAUUAAACAAGCAAAUAAAAACAAACAAGCCUAGUGCAGGGCAAGAGCUAAUAGACGGAGAUAUAAGCACAUACUGGACCAGCGAUGAGAGUUCAUCGUGGAUAAAGAUUGACCUAGAAGGCCUCUGUGUGAUAGAUCAUGUGAUAUUUGAAUGGUUAGACAACAUACAAGGUCGGCAGAAAAUACAAUAUCUGGUCGGAGGGAAAUCCAAACUGCAGAAAAAGGGUAAAUUCAACAACAUUCAUUUACCCGGGAUCGCAGGACAGCUAUCAAUUAAAUUACAGAAGUCUGUCACAUACUCUAUCCGGGAAAUAACAGCAGUUGGUUCAUGCUAUUCUGCCAGAGACAUCCUGAAAAUAAAAGUGAACAUGGGAUUUAAUAAGCCGGAUGCAUCAUAUAACUUGUACGUUAUUGGUGAUAUAUCUGGAAUCAUAGAACAAUUGGAAAUUGGAAUGUGAACUUUGUUUUUAGAAGCAACUGAGAAAAACUGUAUAAGUAUUUAAUGUUUAAGUAGCAAUAAUACUUCAAACUAAGCAUAGAUUAUAAAAGUCAGUGAAUAGGGAGGGGACAACAUCUGAAUUUAUCAAUAGCAUUUUAAAGGUUGUGUUGAUUGUAUUGAUUUGAUUUGUGUGAUCCAUAAAAAUUUACCUUAACAUUAAAACUAUUCCGUUCAAAAUAAUCGUGCUCAUUCACUGGAAAUAAACAU